AUGUUGACCAUGACAGCAAUGUACGUGAAUGGAGGAGGGAACCAGAGGUAUGCCAGGUGGAACCGACAGGACAGCCUGGAAGACUAUACCCGCUCAGAAGGCUAUGAGCAGGAUGGAGAGGGGAAGCAGCGCAAGUUGACACCCUUUGAGAAAUUGACACAUGAUAUGUCACAUGAUGAGAAGACAGUCAAAGAGCUCACUCUUGGCAAAAGAAUUGGCUUUUAUCGACUGCGGGGAGAGAUAGGAAGUGGGAAUUUCUCACAAGUUAAACUUGGGAUUCACGUGCUUACCAAAGAAAGAGUUGCAAUAAAAAUUUUGGACAAGACCAAGUUGGACCAGAAGACCCAACGUUUGUUAUCAAGAGAGAUCUCGAGUAUGGAGAAGUUGCACCACCCCAAUAUCAUCAGACUUUAUGAGGUGGUAGAGACCCUGUCUAAGCUGCACCUGGUAAUGGAGUAUGCCGCGGGAGGGGAACUCUUUGCCAAAAUUAACACCGAAGGGAAGUUAUCAGAGUCAGAAAGCAAAGUGAUCUUCUCACAGAUAGUAUCUGCUGUGAAACACAUGCAUGACAAUAACAUCAUACACAGAGACCUGAAAGCAGAAAAUGUCUUCUACACCAGCAACACGUGUGUAAAGGUUGGAGACUUCGGCUUUAGCACCAUCAGUAAAAAAGAAGAAACACUGAACACCUUUUGUGGUUCUCCACCUUAUGCUGCACCAGAGCUUUUCCGGGAUGAGCAUUACAUUGGUGCUUUUGUUGAUAUCUGGGCAUUGGGCAUACUUUUGUACUUUAUGGUGACAGGUAGCAUGCCUUUCCGAGCAGAUACUGUGGCCAAAUUAAAGAAGUGCAUUCUAGAUGGAACAUACUCAAUUCCUCCGUAUGUGUCUGAAUCUUGCCAGCGACUGAUUAAGGGGAUGCUAAAACCUGUACCUUCCGAGAGGUGCACUGUGGACUACAUCAUGAACAGCGAAUGGAUGCAUGGAAUACAAUAUCCAAAGCCUCUGGAACCCUUCGGACUAGACCCAAAACACCUCUUAGACACAGAUACCCUCAAGGAUGAUGAAACAGAAGUAAAGAACACUUUGGAGAGUUUGGGUAUAACAGAGGAACACAUCCUUAACAAUCGGGGCAAAGAUUCCCGAAGUUCUAUCACUGGAGUGUAUAGGAUUGUCCUCCACAGAGUGCAGAAGAAGAGAGCAAUGGAAAGCGUUCCCCUCAUUACCAGUCUAGAGCCAAAGGAGAAGAACACAAGAAGGCCUCACAGAACCCGACGAGAAAUAAGGCAUACCUCUAAAUUUUGUUCAAUUUUAUAA
Molecule: messenger RNA, 1314 nt
Organism: Staurois parvus
Lineage: Eukaryota; Metazoa; Chordata; Amphibia; Anura; Ranidae
Source: the annotation of a GenBank genome assembly